Cokeromyces recurvatus is the source of this 2293-nucleotide messenger RNA. RefSeq lists its product as uncharacterized. Bases 60 to 2204 code for a protein of 714 amino acids. The record is from RefSeq and is a predicted model, not a curated record. Gene Ontology annotation, biological process: threonyl-tRNA aminoacylation. Gene Ontology annotation, cellular component: cytoplasm. Lineage: Eukaryota; Fungi; Mucoromycota; Mucoromycetes; Mucorales; Mucoraceae. Gene Ontology annotation, molecular function: threonine-tRNA ligase activity; ATP binding. The transcript has 8 exons.
UUUUUUUUAAAGCAAAAGUCUACUUUCUUCUUUUGUAACAAUACUUUUUUUUUGUCAAAAUGUCAGCUCCCGAGACUAAACCUAAGGUUGAGAAGAAGGCAAAAGCACCUAAAGCUAAAGAAAGUGCUGCUAGUGCUUAUCCUCUUGAGAUGACACCCGCUCCUGAGUAUCUUCAACAUCGUAUGGAAAUGUUUGACAGAUUAAAGGCUGCCGCCGAUGCUGAAAUUGCCAAGAAGCCCCGUGAACCUAUCACGAUUACUUUGCCUGAUGGUUCAAAGAAAGAAGGUACUUCUUGGGAAACAACACCUAUGUCAAUUGCUAUUGAAAUUUCCAAGUCUCUUGCUGACCGCGUUGUGAUUGCCAAGGUUAAUGGUGAACUUUGGGAUUUGACUCGUCCUCUCGAAAGUUCUUGUGAUUUACAAUUACUUGAUUUUGAUAAUGAUGAAGGUAAGAUGGUUUUCUGGCACUCUUCUGCUCACAUGUUGGGUGAAGCUUGUGAACGUCAUUAUGGCUGUCACCUUUGUAUUGGUCCUCCAUUAAAGGAAGGUGGUUUCUAUUAUGAAAUGGGUGUUAAGGAUCGUGUCGUUUCUCAACAAGACUAUCCUAAUCUUGAAAAGUUGGUUACUCAAGUUGCUAAAGAUAAGCAAAAGUUUGAACGUCUUGUGAUGUCCAAGGAAGAUCUUUUAGAGAUGUUCAAGCAUAAUGCUUAUAAGGUUCAUAUUAUCAACGAUAAGAUUCCUGAUGGUACUUCUACUACUGUUUACAGAUGUGGUCCCUUAAUUGAUUUGUGUAGAGGUCCUCAUGUUCCCCACACUGGUCGUGUUAAGGCCUUUGCUGUUACUAAAAAUUCCGCUUCUUACUUCUUGGGUGAUGCCAAGAAUGACUCUCUUCAACGUAUUUAUGGUAUUUCCUUCCCUGACAAGAAGCUUAUGACCGAAUAUAAGAAGUUUAUUGAAGAAGCUGCUAAGCGUGAUCAUCGUAAGAUUGGUAAGGAACAAGAACUUUUCUUUUUCCAUGAAUUAUCACCUGGUUCUGCCUUUAUGCUUCCUCAUGGUGCUCGUAUCUAUAACUCCUUGGUUAAUUUAAUGAAGGAAGAAUAUCAAGUAAGAGGUUUCACUGAAGUCGUUACUCCCAACAUGUUUAAUUUGAAGCUUUGGAAUCAAUCAGGACAUGCAGCCAAGUAUAAGGAGAAUAUGUUCUGUUUUGAAGUUGAUAAGGAAGAAUUUGCAUUAAAGCCUAUGAACUGUCCUGGUCAUUGUUUAAUGUUUGCUCAUAAAGAAAGAAGUUACCGUGAUCUUCCUAUUCGUUUUGCUGAUUUUGGUGUCCUUCAUCGUAACGAAUUCUCCGGUGCUCUUUCUGGUUUGACUCGUGUUCGUCGUUUCCAACAAGACGAUGCACAUAUUUUCUGUCGUGUUGAUCAGAUUGAACAAGAAAUGGCUGGUUGUUUCGAUUUCUUAAAUCACAUCUAUGGUAUCUUUGGUUUUGAUUUCCACUUGAAACUUUCUACUCGACCUGAAAAUUAUAUUGGUGAACUUAGUGUUUGGGAUAACGCCGAAAAGAUGUUGGAAGCUUCCUUGAAUCGUUUCGCAGCUGAAAAGGGAACUACCUGGGAAGUUGAUCCUGGAGAUGGUGCCUUUUAUGGACCUAAGAUUGACAUUGUCAUUUCUGAUGCACUUCGUCGUAAGCAUCAAUGUGCUACUAUUCAACUUGAUUUCCAAUUACCUGAACGUUUCAAGUUGGAAUACCGUACGGAUGGAUCUGAAAAUAACAAUGCUAUGGCCCGUCCUGUCAUUAUUCACCGUGCCAUUCUUGGUUCAGUUGAACGUAUGAUGGGUAUUAUUAUUGAACAUUUUGCUGGUAAGUUCCCCUUCUGGUUAUCACCUCGUCAAGUUCAAGUUAUUCCCGUUGCUGCAGCCUUCUUCGAUUAUGCCAAGGAAAUUACAGACAAGUUAGUCACACUUGGUAUGCAUGCUGACGCUGACUUGAGUGAUAAUACCCUCAACAAGAAGAUUAGAAAUGCUGAGCUUGCUCAAUAUAACUUUAUCUUUGUUGUUGGUGAAGUUGAGCAAAAUACACGUUCAGUUAAUGUUCGUAAUAGAGAUGAUGUUGGAUCCAAGACUAAAGGACAAACCAUUCCCUUGGAUGAUGUUCUUGCUAGUCUUCAAAAAUUGAAGCAAACUAAAAGUUUAGAAAACAAACUUUAAACUUUAACUGUCUCCCAUCCCAUCAAAUAUAAAAUACAAAUAAAAUGUGUAAUUGACUUUUAAAAAAAAAAGAAGUGACCAUGUUUUUU